CUUUAUCAUUGUGCUAUAUGAGCUGCAAAGUCACUUGACUAGUGAAGUAUUUAUGUUGAGAAAUAAAGAGAUCAGUUUAAUUGUUUUGACAUCAAGCAGUUGACCUUUUAAUUGGAUCUGUCAAAUGUUGUGUAGUGUAAGUUACACAUAGGGAGAGUUUAUUUGAUGUUUCAGGUGAUGUGACUUUUGUGCUUUUGUCAGGGAAUGUCAGGCAGUCAGAGUGGUGGAAGUGAGCGUGAGGUGCUACUGUUCAUGCGAGACAGCCAGAGUGCCCUGUCAAAAAUUUGUCAGAACAUUUUAUUGAAGUGCCCCCUGAAGUACCCCUCUGUCCGAAAUAUGAUGUGCCUGGACCCCCAAAAUAUGCACAAAGAACCUGACAUGUGCCAGCAAAAAAUUAAGGCCCUCAUCAUGAAAUUUGUGCAGGAUAAGAAGCUGUCAGGAGGAGUCACAGCGGGUGAUAAGAUUGCCCAACAAUUUCAGAAGUUCCUCUUCAGUGAGGCCAGAGGAGAGGAAUUCAUGGCCUUCAGUGCAUUGGAUGGAAAAUUGCGAGUUGACAGCUUCCUGCAUAAGGCCAUGAAUGGAUAUGCAGAACUUUGGAGCUUUGUGGAAAAGCUGCUGCUUCUGUCCCAUGGACAAGCUACUGUGGAGCGUGGGUUCUCCAUAAAUAAGGAGGUGGAGAUGUGCAAUAUGAACGAAGACACUAUAGUCUCACAGAGAUUAAUCUGCGACUAUGUGAGGAUGUGUGGUGGAGUGGUCAAAGUGCCUCUAACUAAAGAGCUGCUAAAUGAGUGUGCAUCUGCACGCAACCGGUACAGGAUCUUCUUGGAAGAUGAGAGGAAGAAAAAGGAAAAGACAAAACAGAUGAUCAAGAGAAAAGGGUUUGAAGAUGAGCUUGAAGAGCUACGCAAGAAAAGAAGAACAAUCUCAACUGUGUGUGAAACUCUAGAAAAGGAUGCAGAUGUCCUUGCAGAGAAGGCUGAGAAUACAGCAGGGACCAAGAUGGCAGAACUUAUCACUAAAUCCAAUUCCAUGAGAAAAAGAUGCAAGGAAAAGAGAAGGGAGUUGGUGGACCUAGACCAUGAAAUUGAGAAGAGAGCAGCAGAGCUGCGCCACAUGUCUUGAGGAGAAUUUGGGAUGUUACGAAACAAAGGGUUUCUCUCAGUAAAAGUCAUGUAAUAACAUUUGUGUUUUCUAACAGUUAUGUAGAUUAUUUGUCAACUUUUUGGCUUGUGAAAGGCUGUGUUGAGGACAUUAUUGAGCUUAUUUUCAGUAUUCUAAAUGGUUCCUUCAUACAAGGCAUUGUGUUGUUUAGUG
Rhinichthys klamathensis goyatoka is the source of this 1314-nucleotide messenger RNA. RefSeq lists its product as uncharacterized. The coding region runs from base 205 to 1122 and encodes 305 amino acids. Lineage: Eukaryota; Metazoa; Chordata; Actinopteri; Cypriniformes; Leuciscidae. The record is from RefSeq and is a predicted model, not a curated record. The transcript has 2 exons.